CGGUUAAGUAACUCCGUGAUCGAGAGCACCUGUCCCGAAGCCGAGAAGAGAGCUGUAGUACGCCGGCCGGUAGGCUCGUAGCUGGAGAGAUGGUGCUCAACGGCGCCCUCUUCUUGCUCGUCUGCGCAGCUGCUCGAGCUGCUGCUUCCGGCGGAGACGGCCCGCUGCUGAACGGUAACUUCGAGUACGCGCCGAACAGGUCCCAGAUGAACGGCUCGAGGGUGAUGGGGAAGUACGCGAUCCCGUACUGGAAGGUGGCCGGCUUCGUGGAGUACAUCGAGUCCGGGGCGAAGCAGGACCAUAUGGUCCUCAUAGUGCCGGAAGGCAGGCACGCCGUGCGGCUGGGCACGGAAUCCUCGAUCCAGCAGCAGCUCAGCGUGACGCGGGGCAAGUACUAUUCCAUCACCUUCAGCGCGGCGCGCACCUGCGCCCAGUCCGAGAAGCUGAGCGUGUCGAUCGUCCCCGGCGACGCGUCCGGCGGCGAGCUCCCCGUCCAGACGGUGUACACCAGCAGCGGCUGGGACUCGUACGCCUGGGCCUUCAAGGCCAAGCAGGGCGUGGUGUCGCUCAUCAUCCACCACGGCGACGACCAGGUGGACGACCCCGCGUGCGGCCCCAUCGUCGACGCCGUCGCCAUCAGAACGCUCAACCCUCCUCACGCCACCCACCAGAACAUGCUGAUCAACGGGGACUUCGAGGAGGGGCCGUACAUGACCCCGGGGUCGCCGUGGGGGGUGCUGGUGCCGCCGAUGAACGAGGACGCCACGUCGCCGCUGCCGGGGUGGAUGAUCAUGUCCCACUCCAAGGUGGUCAAGUACAUCGACGCGGCGCACUUCCGGGUGCCGCACGGCUCCCGCGCCGUGGAGCUGGUGGCCGGCGUGGAGGUGGCGCUGGUCCAGGAGGUGGCCACCGUGCCCGGCAGGUCCUACAGGCUGCAGUUCUCCGUGGGCGACGCCGGCAACAAGUGCGCGGCGUCGCCGAUGAGCGUGCAGGUGGCCACGGCGUACGGGGGCAAGCGCGUGUCGUACGAGUCCCGCGGCACGGGCGGCUACGUGCGCGACAAGCUCGACUUCAAGGCGGAGGGGAACAGCACCCGGGUGGUGUUCUACAGCACGGGCUACCACACCACGUCUGACCGCAGCGGCACGCUCUGCGGCCCCGUCGUCGACGACGUCUCUCUCGUCAGUGUCUCGCACCCACAUGCUCGCCGGUUGCUCCGCUGAUGCGCCUCGCAGGAGCCGGUGCUUUUUUUUUUUCUUGAUGAGUUGGGAGCCCGUGCUGCUAGAAUGUGAGUUUCUCGGGAGAGAGCGGCUCGGAAGUGGAAAAUUGACUGCUGAGAAUGAGAUGAUAGUGGUUGCGUGACAACA
Triticum dicoccoides is the source of this 1367-nucleotide messenger RNA. RefSeq lists its product as uncharacterized. The transcript is spliced from 3 exons. The record is from RefSeq and is a predicted model, not a curated record. The coding region runs from base 90 to 1223 and encodes 377 amino acids. Lineage: Eukaryota; Viridiplantae; Streptophyta; Magnoliopsida; Poales; Poaceae.